Molecule: messenger RNA, 2491 nt
Organism: Ricinus communis (castor bean)
Lineage: Eukaryota; Viridiplantae; Streptophyta; Magnoliopsida; Malpighiales; Euphorbiaceae
Product: calcium-dependent protein kinase 13
Exons: 7
Coding region: 517-2094 (525 amino acids)
Biological process (GO): protein autophosphorylation; peptidyl-serine phosphorylation; intracellular signal transduction
Cellular component (GO): nucleus; cytoplasm
Molecular function (GO): calmodulin binding; calcium/calmodulin-dependent protein kinase activity; calcium-dependent protein serine/threonine kinase activity
Source: RefSeq, a predicted model, not a curated record
GGGGAGGGUCCUUUAUCGUAAAUCUAAAACUGUAUACAGAAAUAUAAUUCCCAUCAUUCUGUCUGGUUGUAGCUGUUGGAUAAAUUAGCUGCCAAACAAACCCUUCUCUCUCUCUCUCUCUCUCUCUUUCUAACCAGUCCACCGUCCCGUUCCGACCUCAAUUAGCCGACAAAAGUCACACUACCAAAGACGACGAUUCUUUUUUCUUUUUUUUUUUUUUAAGAAAAAAACAAAAAACAAAUUAUUAUUAAUUCCUCAGUAAAAUAAAAUAAAAUUAUAUUAUCAAAAGACGAACUCUUCACAAAAAGCCACCGUACUCACCUUCACACCUCACUAACACCACAGCACCACCAGUCCCCCUCCUCUCUCUCUCUCUCUCUCUUUCUCUCUCUCUCUCUUUCUUCAAUUAAACAAGAGUAAGAGUAGAAUGUGAAACCCUAACUACAAGAUCCGUCGCUGAAUCACUCUCACCUUUUCUCCUGUUGCGAAAGAGUCUAAAAGUAAACAGAAAAAGAAAUGGGAAAUUGCUGCAGAUCUCCGGCGGCAGUAGCCAGGGAAGACGUGAAAUCAAACUACUCAAGCCAUGAUCACAGCAAGAAAGACAACGCAGCAACUAAGAAACAACCGAUCACAGUCUUAACAGGCGUCGCGAAAGAGAACAUAGAAGAGAAAUACCUAGUAGAUCGAGAACUAGGUCGCGGUGAGUUUGGCGUUACUUAUUUAUGCAUUGAUCGUGAUAAUAGAGAAUUGUUGGCUUGUAAAAGCAUUUCAAAGCGGAAACUUAGAACGGCCGUUGAUAUUGAAGAUGUGAGACGCGAAGUUGCUAUAAUGAAACACUUGCCUAAAAAUUCGAGUAUUGUUAGUUUGAAAGAAGCUUGUGAGGAUGAUAAUGCGGUGCAUUUGGUUAUGGAGUUAUGCGAAGGUGGUGAGUUGUUUGAUCGGAUCGUCGCUAGAGGUCAUUAUACAGAACGAGCUGCUGCGGCGGUUACUAGAACCAUUGUUGAAGUUGUUCAGCUUUGUCAUAAGCAUGGUGUUAUUCAUAGAGAUUUGAAACCCGAGAAUUUCUUGUUUGCUAAUAAGAAAGAGAAUUCGCCUUUGAAAGCUAUUGAUUUUGGCUUGUCUAUUUUCUUUAAGCCAGGCGAGAGGUUCUCUGAAAUUGUUGGAAGUCCAUAUUACAUGGCCCCAGAGGUCCUCAAGCGGAAUUAUGGGCCUGAAAUUGACAUAUGGAGUGCAGGAGUCAUCCUCUACAUUUUGUUGUGUGGAGUCCCUCCAUUUUGGGCUGAGUCUGAGCAAGGGGUUGCACAGGCCAUUCUUCGUGGAAUUAUAGAUUUUAAACGGGAUCCAUGGCCAAACAUUUCUGAGAGUGCUAAGAGUCUUGUUAAGCAAAUGUUGGAGCCUGACCCAAAACUUCGAUUAACAGCAAAGCAAGUACUAGAGCACCCAUGGCUCCAAAAUGCUAAAAAGGCUCCAAAUGUUCCUCUUGGUGAUGUUGUUAAGUCAAGACUCAAGCAAUUUUCAAUGAUGAACAGAUUCAAAAGAAAAGCACUCAGGGUUAUUGCUGAGUUCUUAUCGACUGAAGAAAUUGAAGACAUCAAAGAUAUGUUCAGGAAGAUGGACACUGAUAAUGAUGGUAUUGUUUCAAUUGAAGAAUUGAAAUCUGGACUCCAAAAUUUCAACUCCCAGCUUGCAGAAUCUGAAGUUCAAAUGCUUAUAGAAGCUGUAGAUGCUAAUGGGAAAGGUACGCUAGAUUAUGGGGAAUUUGUUGCUGUUUCCCUCCAUCUACAAAGGAUGGCCAAUGAUGAGCAUCUUCACAAAGCAUUCUCCUACUUUGACAAGGAUAGCAAUGGUUAUAUCGAACCAGACGAUCUUCGGGAUGCCUUGAUGGAAGAUGGAGCAGAUGAUUGUACAGACAUGGCAAAUGACAUCUUCCAAGAAGUGGAUACGGAUAAGGACGGGAAAAUCAGCUACGAUGAGUUUGUUGCUAUGAUGAAAACUGGAACAGACUGGAGGAAGGCUUCUCGGCAUUACUCUAGAGGGAGAUUUAACAGUCUAAGCAUGAAGUUAAUGAAGGAUGGUUCUCUAAACUUGGGCUGAGAGCGACAAAUACACAGGUGUGCUUGAUUUAUCCAUGAAAAGAAAGUAUUAGAUCUUCGAUGUCCAUCUUAAACCCUGCUUUCUUCUUCUGUGAUUAUUUGCUGGAGCUUUCUUGAUUAUGUGGGUGGGUGGAUGCGCCCUUUUGCUUGGGAGCUUUCGAGGAUUAUGGGAAGCUGAUUACAUCUUUGUCUGUCUCUGCAAAUGUUGAUUAUGUAAAAAUAGUGCCCUAGUAGCCUUGAUACAGGAUGUAUGAUUCUGUCCAUUAUUACUUCAACCUUUGUUAAUUGUUUCGGUUGACAAUGCGAGUUUUGAACUCCAUAGCCAUAGGGGGGCUGUGUAUAAUUUUUCCUCAUAAGGAAAGAGGUAAUUCGAUAUAAAAUGCAUUUUGUGCCUGCAA